CUUAGUGCAAUUUAAAUAGAAAAGAACGAAAGGAAAAAAUAGAAAAUCAUUUAAGAAAGCGAAACUUUCGAAAUUUCUGCCGGCAAUGGACGUAAAUCUCGGUGUAUUCGAUUUAGUUAAAUUGGGUAUUAAAUUUAUCGCCUUUAGAGUGCAACAAUAUUAUCUGACUACUUAUGAACAUGAAAUAGUUGACACGCUUUGUGGCCGAGUGAAAGGUGCGAAGCGAAAGACAAUUUACGAUAAGUUUUAUUAUGCUUUCGAAGGUAUACCGUUCGCUAAACCCCCAAUAGGAGAAUUGCGAUUCCGUGCACCUCAA
Messenger RNA from Glossina fuscipes, 316 nucleotides. Its product is annotated as para-nitrobenzyl esterase-like. The record is from RefSeq and is a predicted model, not a curated record. The transcript has 2 exons. The annotation marks the transcript as partial. Lineage: Eukaryota; Metazoa; Arthropoda; Insecta; Diptera; Glossinidae.